AAAUUUUUGUAAUAGUAUGAGAAUAUAAAGAUAAAAUAGAUGAGUGAAUUGAUAUGAAUUAGAACUUCUAGUUAAUGUAGAAGUCAUAAUUAGAAAUUUAAUAGUCAUGAAUUGAGAGGAAAAAUGAGAAACGUUUGGCAAAUGGUGAAAAAAAUUUAGCUGUUAGGAAAAAGAAUAAGGAUUAAGAUGAAAUAACUAAGGCUGGUUAUGAUAAUGUAUGAAGCAAAUUUAAUUUUAAUAGUCAAGUAGUUGAUAAUUCCUAUUUCAUGAUUAUAGAAUAAUAUAAAUACUAUGAUGAGAGAAUGAUGGAUAAAUUAAAAUAGGAUAAUGAGAGGAAUAUUUGAUUAAUAAUUUCUAAAGGUAUGGAAAUCAAUAUGUUUAGAAUUUAGAAAUCAAACAAUAAAC
Molecule: messenger RNA, 405 nt
Organism: Paramecium sonneborni
Lineage: Eukaryota; Ciliophora; Oligohymenophorea; Peniculida; Parameciidae
Source: the annotation of a GenBank genome assembly